UCCUGAGUCAGAACAGAACAAGGAGACUGUUGUCAGGGAGUCAGAGAACCAGAGGCUAGAACCAGUGGCUAUAGAGCCAUAAGCUAUAGAACCAGAGGCUAUAAAACCAGAGGCUAUAGAACCAGAGGCUAUAGAACCAGAGACUAUAGAACCUUAGGCUAGAACCAGAGGCUAUAGAGCCACAUGCUAUAGAACCAAAGACUAUAGAACCACAGGCAAUAGAACCAGAGGCGAAAGAACCGGAGGCGAGCUGGGUAAUCAUGUCGUUCCAAGGGGAAAACAGCACUGCUGCAGCUUCGAGUGGAGAAAGCAGUUGCUCCUCUGAAGAUGAAGGAGAUAUUCAGUGUGAGAUUCUGGAAAAGCAGAGGGAUGAGGCCAGUCAGAUGCUGUCUGAGAUGGAGGAAGUAUCCUCUCAGCUGUUGAAGGAGAUGGAUGUUCUAGAGAUGCAGUUCCAGAUUGAACGCUCCUGCAGGGAGAGUGCAGAGGCCCUCGCUGUCAAGGUGACAAAAGAGAACAAGGUUCUGAAGAGGAGGAGCCAAGCUCUGCUGCCACUCCUCCCUAAGCUUCCUGAAAACAUGGCCACCAUGACCUUUGACCUGGAGUCUGACCAGGGGGUCAACCCCAACCCCGAUGGGGACAGCGGUGAGGAGGCUGUGCUGCAAGGACAGGCACAGAUCAGAGAGCUGCAGGCCUCAGUGGAACAGCUGCUGAGGGAGAAGAUGCAGUUGUGUGAGCAGGUCGAUUCACUGAAGAGAGAGCAGAGCCAGCUUGAAGAACAGUUGGCCCAAGAGAUUGGGGAGAAAGAGGCCAUACUGAAGAAAUUGUCCAAGCAGAACAAGAACAUGAAUAAGAUGAAGAGAGUAUCCCAGCUAGUGACAGAGGAGUUCACAGAGAUCAGUCAGAAGCUGGACCUGGAACAGGGUCUCAGACAGCAUGCUGAGGUCUUCGCUCACCAGGGACCCUCUGCACACAUCAACGACAGUCACCCAGGAAGCAUCAUUACCCAUCGCUCCACAAAAGCCGCGGCCCUUGCAGAGCAAGGGGAACUACUACUUCAAGGUCUCAGAGCAAGUGACGUCACCGAUGUGGCAUGCCAUAGGAAGACAAAGAGCAGCAGUGGCCUCAACCAGGGCCCCGAGGGCAGUCCUAGAUUGACUGACGGGCAGGUGUUGGUGAAGCAGAAGGAGACCCAGAGACAGAGCAUGGUGCUGCAGCAGAGUUCAGAGACCAGUCUCCAGCUCCAACAUGCUCUGGAACAGGUGGCCCACAUUAGCAGUACCCUACAGGAGAUACAACGCUACUACCGAAACCAGGUGGAACUGACCGAGUGUGCUCUGGAAGAGAGCAGUGUUCUGUCUGAGCUGCAAUGUGUCAGAGGCCAACUGGAGAGCAGUGAGGAGGAGAGGAGGACCAUGGACACCCAGCUCAGGGAGGCUCAGAAGACUGUCACCCAGCUUCAGGGGGAAGUGAAACAGCUUGAGGAUAGGCUGAAAGACGCAGAGAAAGACCUGGUUUCAGAGAAGGACAACUUAACCCCUGCACUACCUCCUCCUCCUCCACCACCCCUGCCCCCACUGUCCUCCAGUACUGCUGUUGAUCCCUUAGUCGUCCUUCGCAACAAGAGGAAGGAGUCAGCCAACAACAUUGAUAAGAAAGAUUCGGACCACGAUGGACAUGAGCUGCAACUCUUCGUCUCUCUGGUCCAAAGGAAGCCUAUUCAUUGUGUUGUGUCCCUUUCUCCAACAGAGCCAGAUCCUACUUUGGACAUGAAGACCCGAGCGGUGGAUGCGAUGAUGGAGAGGAUAAAGAAAGGCAUUGUCCUGAGACCCACUCAGAGACCACAGGUCGGAUCAGAAGAUGACUGUGCCUGGAGGGACCAGAGGAUUGAGAAGAGAAAGUCAGCCGUGCUGCAGCUUAAAGGAAUGCUGGACACCAUAAAGCACCAAGGCCACAGGAGGGCAUGGUCACGGAAUAGGUUCAGCCGAAACGUGGGGGAGGCAGAGCUACAGAUGGUGCUACAGAGAAGGAGACGGGCCAUGGCGGAUGGACAGGACACCCCCAUCUCCGCCCCCUCCACUGCCAUAACCCCUACCAAAAUACAAGGCCCCCAGCCGGGCAGUCCAGCAGCAGGAGUACUUCCCUGGGCAGGAGAGAGUGGCAGCACCCCUGUACUCCGGAGGCUCCAGCAAAACAGAGAGAAGAGGAACUCCCAUAUCAGAGAAUCAAAACUGAUCAUCUGCCAGGAGAACAUCUGAAAGUUGGGAAAACGGAUGACUAGUUUUGGGAUACUGCACCACAGUGUUUCCCAAACCUCUCCUUGUGUACCCCCAGCCAGUCCACAUAUUUGAUGUAUAUGUGGAACCUUUGCCUUUAAUAAUAAUAGUAACUAAAAUGUGAGUGGCUUGGGUUAAGGCUUGACCUUAAUCUUUGGAAUUUGGAGACCCAAAGCGGUGCGCAUUUCUGUUUUUGCCAUAGCAGCACACUCCUGAUUGAAAUAAUCCAAGCUUGGUGAUGAGUUUAUGACUUGAAACUGCUGUGCAGUGCUAGGGAAAACAAUUACAUUUGGAUCACCAAGACCAGGAUCAAGAAACACUGGGUUAAGGGUAGUAAGCCAAUGGCAAAGACCUUUCUGUGGCAGUAAGAAUGUACACGGAUAUUCUACUUGUGCUGGGUGUGAGAAAUAACCCAUCCAUGAAUUUCUCUCAAUUCACAUUCAAUGUUGCAACGAGAAAAGCAAAGAGUGAGAAGAAUGUGGUUCUGCAUUGAUGCUCUUAUCGUGGAAUUCUUGGUGCAUUAUUGUCCCAAUGCUCUGAAUACUUGUCUCUUUUUGUGUAGGGGUCACUUCACUCUAAUACCUGCUAUGCUUCAGCUGUGUAAAAAAAAAAAAUACUUCAAAGUGGAAAUAAUACAAUAUUUUAUUCACAUCAUGCCUCAGUUGCCAUUUGUAAAUGGAAAGCACACAUGCAGUACCAGUGAAUGAAAAAUACACAUACCACCAGCAAAUAAUUUCUACUGUUUCUUUUGAAGAGUGGACAGCUUACCUUUCUUCUCAUUCUGCACUCUGGACCUCCUUGUAGCUAGAGACCUAGCACCUUAAUUAGCUCACACAACAGAGGAAUUGUGUCGGCUGCCAUUUAGGCACUUCAUAUACUUGGGUUGCCAAGGUGUUGUCGAGCUAAGAGCACUCAGGUGAUCUUAAAGGUCCUCCAGCUUCUGAAAGUGUCUGAAAUGGAGGCUGGAUGGAUGGCAGCUUUUUGAGUUCACACUUCCACACACCCCUGCUCUUUGGUAAAAGCAUUUGAAAAGGAUGGGAUUACUUUCACACUUUGACACCAUUUUAGUUUCUGUAGCACGCUGUUCUGCCAUUAUAUAUAUUUAUUUAAUUUGGCUGGCUCCUUUACUAGAAAGGUCUGCUUUUCACUUUCAGCAUACAUUUUUCAUUGUUUUUUUGCCACUCAAUCUCAAAGGUGGUGGAUUUUUAAAUAAUGUUGCUACUCCCUUCUGUGUAGGUGUGUCUCUCUCUGUGUGCGUAUGUAUGUGUGUGCGUGUGUGUGUGUGUGUGUGUGUGUGUGUGUAUGUGAUGAAAUCAACAGAAAUAAAGUAGCUUAUUUAUUCUA
Molecule: messenger RNA, 3617 nt
Organism: Oncorhynchus masou masou (cherry salmon)
Lineage: Eukaryota; Metazoa; Chordata; Actinopteri; Salmoniformes; Salmonidae
Product: shootin-1-like
Exons: 20
Coding region: 261-2255 (664 amino acids)
Biological process (GO): neuron projection morphogenesis; positive regulation of neuron migration
Cellular component (GO): axonal growth cone; cell leading edge; cytoplasm
Source: RefSeq, a predicted model, not a curated record